AUGCCCCUGGGCGAGUACGCCUUCGUGCGGGCCGCGGGCAAAGGCAGCUACGGGGAAGUGAGCCUGGUGCGGCACCAGCGCGACCAUAAGCAGUAUGUUAUUAAAAAGUUGAACCUUAAACAUGCAUCCAGCCGUGAGAGAAAAGCAGCAGAGCAAGAAGCCCAGCUGCUGUCUCAACUGAAACAUCCCAAUAUAGUCACCUACAGGGAGUCGUGGGAAGGGGACGAUGGCUUCCUCUAUAUUGUUAUGGGCUUCUGUGAAGGAGGGGACCUCUAUCAUAAGCUGAAAGAACAGAAAGGAAAACUUUUGCCAGAGAAUCAGGUGGUGGAGUGGUUCGUUCAAAUUGCUAUGGCAUUGCAGUAUUUGCAUGAAAAACACAUUCUACACAGAGAUCUCAAAACUCAAAAUGUUUUCCUGACACGUUCAAAUAUCAUCAAAGUGGGAGAUCUGGGAAUAGCUAGAGUGCUGGAAAAUCAGUAUGAUAUGGCGAGUACUCUCAUAGGCACACCGUACUAUAUGAGUCCUGAGCUGUUCUCAAACAAGCCUUACAAUUACAAGUCUGAUGUUUGGGCUUUGGGUUGCUGCGUCUAUGAAAUGGCGACAUUGAAGCAUGCUUUCAAUGCGAAAGACAUGAAUUCCUUAGCUUAUCGAAUUAUUGAAGGAAAGCUGCCACCAAUGCCAAAAGAUUACAGUACUCAGCUGAAAGAACUAGUAAGAACUAUGCUUAGUAAAAAGCCAGAAGAAAGACCUAGUGUGAGAAGCAUACUGAGGCAACCGUAUAUCAAGCACCAAAUUGCUCUAUUUUUGGAGGCCACAAAAGCAAAAACAUCAAAAAAUCACAAGAAAAUAUCUGAUUUCAAGCCCCAAAGUUCCUCCGUAGCCUCAGGGAAUGCUGAACUGAAAAAUGGACAUAAAGUAUCUCAGAAACUUCCUGGCGAGCACUCGUGGAAAUCUAAAGGAAAUGAAGAGAAAUGUUUAAUUAACAAUAAAACCUAUGAAGUUUCUCCCUCAGAAAAACUGGCUACUGAGCCUGAAAAAAGUAUAAACAAGAAUGGUUUGAACAGCACAGACGUAUCUAUAGCAACGAUGAGUAAAGUGGACAUAGUUAUUGUUCCGCUGGAAAAUAGGAACUCAAAAAAUGAAUACUCAGUAGAGGAUAACAAAAACAAGGGUUCACAUAUUCCCAGUGAGUCCGAGUCUGGAACAGUGAUGAAUGGCCCACCAUUUAAGGAAGACAGAUUGCAGAAAAUCACAAAGCUGUAUUCCAAGACAGAACAUGUAGAUUUUAAGAAGACUGUUGUUGAUGAAAUGGAUGAUAGCAGUGACACCAUGAAACUUCUUCAGCCUACUUCAGAGGCCCAAAACACAAACGAUCAUAAUCUGGAUUCUACUGAGAAACUGCUGGCACCAUGUAUUCCUGUAGUAAUUCUUGAUGAAGCCAUCUGUGGAAACCCAGCAGAAAAUAAAGGUAAAAUUCAGUAUGAAAGCACUUAUUGCUUUCAGCCCCAAGGAUCUGAUCAUGAGCCUUUCCUGUCACGACAGCGGCGACAUAAGAAGAAAGAACAAUUAGAGGCCUUUUCAGAAAAGGAUCGGCCACUGUCAGCACGGGAGAGGAGGAGACUAAAGCAAUCUCAGGAAGUCAUGCUUCCUUCUGAGCCUGCUGCAAGACGAGCAUCUCAUAGUUUAGUAACAGAAACAAAAUUGAUGGAGAACAGUGAUAUUCAAAUCGCUCAUUCUUCUUCAGAGCCUAGCAUUUUCAAGAGAAAGAGCACAAGUGGUUGUUUUUGUGAGGACGAGCUGAACACUUCUUCCAGUUCCACUGAAAAAUCAGAUAGUGACUACAAAGAAGGAAAAACAAAUGAGAUGAAUGAUUUGGUACAGUUGAUGACCCGAACACUGAACAUGGACAAUAAAGAAAAUUGUGAGCGGUCUGCAGUACCAGUUCCUGAAUCACAGUUCAAGCUUAAUAGAAAAUACAGAGACACCCUUAUCUUACACGGGAAAGCACCAGAAGAACCAGAUGCAUUCCAGAUGCAGGAGGUUUCUUCAGAUACUCUGUCUGGUCCUGAAAAAAUUAGGAGACUGGUUGAAAUCUUAAGGGUAAAUGUAGUUCAGGGACUUGGAAUGAAACUUCUGGAAAAGGUGUAUAAUGUUAUGGAGGAGGAUGAUGAACAGAAGAGAGAGCUGUAUUUGCGGAAGCUGAUGGGAGAAAAGUACACCUCUUACAGCAUGAAGGCCCGUCACUUGAAGUUCUUAGAAGACAAUGUAAAGCUUUGACAGAUACCUCCAUUGAACCACU
This is a messenger RNA of Euleptes europaea (tarantolino), 2299 nucleotides long. It is a transcript of the gene NEK4, whose product is annotated as NIMA related kinase 4. The record is from RefSeq and is a predicted model, not a curated record. Bases 1 to 2277 code for a protein of 758 amino acids. Gene Ontology annotation, molecular function: ATP binding; protein kinase activity. NCBI's taxonomy places the organism in Eukaryota, Metazoa, Chordata, Lepidosauria, Squamata, Sphaerodactylidae. The transcript is spliced from 15 exons. Gene Ontology annotation, biological process: protein phosphorylation.